Messenger RNA from Vitis vinifera (wine grape), 1094 nucleotides. RefSeq lists its product as uncharacterized. NCBI's taxonomy places the organism in Eukaryota, Viridiplantae, Streptophyta, Magnoliopsida, Vitales, Vitaceae. The transcript has a single exon. Bases 162 to 722 code for a protein of 186 amino acids. The record is from RefSeq and is a predicted model, not a curated record.
GCUGGCGCCACUAGUCUGUUUGUCUCGCGCAGUCCAGACCCAGGUCCAGGCCCAGUCAAGACAGAGGCAUUUCCGUAAAUAAAGCAAACUUCUAGGCUGGUCUCGUUUCCCACACCCAUAUAAACCCCAAAACAACACGUUCCAGCCCAAGGAAAAAAAACAUGGAAGAGGCGAAGAGAGAAGAGGUGCAGAGAGUAACCGUAGAAUUGAAGCACGGAGACGAUCGGACACACACGGUGUUGUUCGCAGCGGGAACGGCUCUUCUGAUAGCGUGGCUGAAACGCGCCGUCAUGGUGUGCCUAGUGGAGCAGUGGCGCGCGUGGGUGUUCCUCGCCCUCAACCUCGUGCUCUUGGCUAUCGUCUUCACAUCUGCACGCUCCUCCACCACCACAAGCGAAGAUGAAGAAACCAAUGAAAGUAGUGAUAAUAGUAGUAGUAGUAAUAAUAAUAACAGCAAUGCAGAAGUAGUGGAAGCGGAGAGGAAGAAGAGAAGGAGACAAUGUAGACGGUCUGGAGCAGCAGAAGUGGGAAACAAGCACGGUGAUUGUGGCCACAAAACGUAUAGGAGAAGAAGCAGUAGGGUCGAGGCAGAGCGAAUAGAUGAAGGAGUGGAUGCAGAGAAUCGAGGGUUGUCAAAAGAGGAGCUGAAUGAGAGAGUGGAAGCUUUCAUUACAAUGUUUAGGCAGCAUUUAGUUUUGGACGCGAGAAGAGGUCGAAGCUAGCAGCUUCUUAUUAGGGUUUUUUAUUCACAUAUAUGGAUUCAUUCACAUUUUCCUCUAUUACUGAUCUUGGGACCUUUGUUGAUUUAUGUCUCCUCCUCAGUCGCCGCUCUGCAGCCAGUCCACAGGAGGUUUCCAAGUUUCAAAAUCCGGGACUUUGGCAUGUGGCAAAGGUUUACUUUACAUUUUGAAAAUUUGAACCUUUUUGACACUUUAUUUUUGGACCUUUAGUGCACCAUGGGAGGUUGGCACGUGGCGCUGGUGUAGUGGCAUAUUUCUUCCUUUCUUUCUUAGAAUGGUAUUAUUUAUUGAGGUAAACUUCACUCAUUUUGGAUUUAAAUACACUAAGGUGAUGAUUGUUUUUUAUUUACUUAA